UGGAGUAGAACCAAUUGGCGGAUUGGGCGACGGUUGAUGAUCGGGUUGUGUCCGACGGGGCGGGGCCCGCCACGUCACAGUUGCUUUGUCAUACCGCACUAACGCGAGGCUCCCGAAAUUUCCUCAUCGUCGUUUACGACGCUGGCCCACUGUCCAGUUUCUCCCUAUAGCGAUAGCCGAUAUCGAGUAAAUUUUGCGAUUCCACACAACCCACACACCGUCUGGUCAAGUGGCGUCCAGACUCCACUUGGAGGAGCCUUACUAUUUCCACUGCUCAUAAUUCUCCUGAUCAUGGAUGAGCUCGUGCAUCAUUGUCUCAGAGAGCUUUCGUUCGACGGCGAUCUUGGUUGUAACGUUUCCCGCUUGCGAGAUUUCAUCGUAGGAUUCUACAGUCACGACGCUACCCACCCGCAGGUCGUCGACGAUGCAUUUUGCGCGUUUGUCUGGUCUAUAGUUGUCCAGCAGCCCACUGUCCGCGUUGGUACAGUCCCUGUGGGCGUGUCAUCCGAAGUGUAUAUCGCUCCUCAGACGAGCGCAAAGCGUAAGGCGGCAGCUAAGGGCGAGGUACUUGUCGAAGAAGCCCCACCGUCACUCACUCUCGUUGAAAAUGCACGUGAUAGGUCAUUGGAGGACCUAAAGGCAGAAUAUGGCGAAGAUCUCAGGAUUGCUGUUGAUCCAGAGACAUCUUUUGCUGCAAUCACAGGAUCUCAUAUCAGAUCUUCGAAACUCAGUCCGAUGGUUUACAGUGCUUUGCAACUCAUCACAAGAGGGCGCGAAGAAGGUAUUACAACUGUCGAGCUUGGACGCAAGACAAAGUACGAUCAGAAAACGUGCUUUUAUGUCAUCAAACAACUGCUGGAGCUUGACUUAAUCAUCAAAGCACGGCGAGGAGGUGUUGGUAAUCACUCCUGCAUUCACAAGUAUUUUGUGGAGCGCAGCGCGUUCUGGCAACAGAUUCAGCAAGAGGAAACCAAAGACGACGAGUCUAUUGUUAUUGGAGAGAGUCAUCCGCAAGAUGCAACCCCUGUUGAAGAUGGGACUCCCUCUGCUGCACCAUCGGAACUCGACUUUGAGCCUGUGGAUUCCAGACAUUUGUCUAGUCUUUCACUAAUCAAAAACCGAAUUGUCAAGUUGUUGAAGGCGUCGCAAAACAAUAUGCACGCAUCAAAUAAUUUAAUUAUCACCAUCGGCUUUGCGAAUCCAACCAAGACAGACCGUCGCUUCUUUCAAACCCGUCUGCGAGAAUUGAUUGCGCAAGGAGUGAUAGAACGUGUCUUGGUUCCGAGCUCCAAAGUCAAAGACAGGCUUGUCAAGUGCAUACGACUUGUUGCUCCAGACAAUCAACUUCCAGAGGGCGGUGUCAUUCUUGCCCCUCAGGAAGGUGAGGAUGACAAGGAAAUCAUGUUUGAUGAUACUUCUGCUGGUCACACUGAAGUUAGGGCAAACCGCACAAUUCAAAAACAAGUAUCAGAUGUGCUUGAAGAAGCAGGGUCUUCCGGCAGAACUCUCCACGAAAUCUGCAGCGCUCUUGGCAAUUUUGAUAAACGCACUAUUGAGCUUCUGUUAACGCGAGCAGCCAAGAGUAGACCUCCCGCUCAUCUCAGUGAUCUCGGGACAGCGGACUUCAUGGAGUCGUUUGGACGGGAAAGACGACAUCGAUAUUAUACUCUCGCGGCAUAUACAACAGUCAUGGCCAGCGAAAAGCUCGGAGAUACCACAACGUCAUAUGUUGAUAUUGAUGUCUCAAAAGCCGGUGAUUUUGCUGGGUUCCACGAGGCAAUGUUUUAUGAUGACGAUGAAACUCUCCACUACUACGAAGACAUGUUCAAAGACAAGGAGGACGCCAAAGUGAAGACAGGAGCUAAGAAACGUAAAAGGCCAGAAACUGAAGAUCCAGGAGAUGACGAAGCGGUUGAGGAUACGCCAGAACCUGAGGGUGAUGGGACCUCGACGGUACGCAAGGUUCCCAAAUCGCGCGGCCGUCCACCCAAACAGAAGCCCGAUGCUGAACAAACCGUUUGCCAUGCCGAAGUUCCAAGGCGUGAAUCGAUGAAGGAUGUCAAUGUCAUUGUUCUUCCCGCACAAGUCCCGUCAGCGCCUCCAUCAGAGACCAGUGGACACCCUCCAGAAAGCCCAGGUCCCCCGACUUCAAGCCCGAAGGAAGGAAGUCAUUUGUUUCAGGGAUCAUCCGACUUGUCCUCAUCGGCGCCACAUGAGGAUCCCAGCGACGAGCAACACCGUAUUCGUCAAGCUGUGGCAGACGUGCACCCAGAAGAACCAAAAUCCUGGAGUUUUGAUAGAAAACCGGAACCCACGAUUCGCGAGAACGAUGCUUUCUCUAGCCGGAAACGACUGCCGGGUGAAGGUUCUAAUAAUCGAAUCGAUGAAUCAGAAGUCGUUCGCAUCCCACAGCAAGUAGUUGAUGGUGCAAGAGCCGAUGGAUUAUUCGACAUGGAUAACCGCCCCUCCGCACAAGAAUCUAUGAUUAUCGAUCCUGUGCUGUUGGGGACGUCCCCUGCGGAUGUAAUGCCUACUGUGAUAGGAGAGAAACGGAAGGGAUCCCCACCACUAGCAACACCUUCCCAACCCAAGCGCACGCGAACAUCUACGCCUGUUGAUAAGCUCAAAACAAAUCUGAACAUAUCUCAUUUACGCCGCGAGAACGAAUUUUUCCGGGUAAUCCAAGACUUGGGCGGCAUUGCAAAUCUGCACACAAAACAUUUUUUUGAUGCGCAUAUGGCUCUGCUGAAUGAUAUGGCUCAGCGUGGAGAACCUGCAAGUGCGCCCUCAGGAACUCGUAUCGACAAGAGAACCGCAGACGCCACCAUAAAGAACAUGGAAAGCCGUGGCCGCAUCAAAGUCCUCAAAACCACUGUAUUCUCUGUCACCGGAAGCACUCGGCCUGCCUGCCUCGUUUAUCUCCCAGACAUACUUCAAGAGAAAAUCAACGCGUUUUUACAUCAUCUGAGCCACACCGCCCCGGCGCCUAACAUUCUGCCUGUCAAGACAUUUCAGGAGCCUGUGGACUUUGGAGCUUCGAGCAAGAAAUCCGGGAAAGAUGAUGAUGAACAUCAGGAACUCUUCGCAUACGACUCUGAAACGAUCUGCGACGUGUUGCUUACGGAGAGAACCACGGUAGCGCAGUUGUAUGGUUUCAGAGUUGGGAAAGCGGCUAGGUUGCGGGACUUUCAUGUCUUUACCCUUGGGUUUGCUCGAACAAAACUCUUCGCCCCGUAUUGCGUCCCACGAGCAUUCCAUGAUCGACAUUUCCUUGUACCAGCUCGACGUUCCCAUUGCCAUUUAUUGCUCAUUCAUUGCCCUCAUAGCCUCUGUGGAGGGCAGAGAAACACUGGUCAGAGACCUGCCGAACCGUAUUUCAGCAAAGCUGCAGGUGGGAAAGUCGCUUGCACUCAAAGCAGCCUCUUUGACGGGUGGCGGGUAUCCGCACCAUCUGCCGCACCCCAAUAUUGGCGCUUCAAUGAAACAGCACCGUUACAUCUAUGGGCUCUUUCGAAUUCUUCCCCGCCUUACUGGAGGCAUGUCUCUGCGAAAUCCCGCUGCGAUGGUGUAGCCUUCUGGGACGAGCUGCAUAAAGUCAGUCGAGAUGUUGCAUACGCACGAAGCACCGUUUCAAACACACCUCUUCUGCGGUUCCUUCGCCGGAGAGUAUCUUGGGACUUGGAAUACCGCUUAACCUGGCACCAGAAGCACAGCGCCACGGCCCACAGUCCACUUGACGAAGAGGAUAGUGACUUACAGCUGCAGCAGAUUUGUCAUGUUCUUAGCGCUCCACGCGCGCCUGUUGUCGCCUACCUCAAAGACGCUGCUGAAAGGGUUUUGCGCAGAAAACGAGACGAAGCGGAGCAUUGUACGAUGCAAAACAUCGAAGCCAAAACCAUGCUUCAAAAGAAGGCCAAAGAAGCGAAGCUUCAGAGGGAAAGCGACUGGGAAGCUUUGCUUCAGCGCGUGCAUCCCGGGCCUCUUAAGGGCACCAUUGGCAUCCGAAUUCUAGCUGUUCGCAAUCGCUUUGUACAAUCCAGCUCAAUCAGAGAUACGGAUCGAUGGCAAAGUGAAAUUGAAAACGCCGUCCGGGAGGCUCGACUGGCUUCCAACAAGGUCAUCGCAAGGCCGAAAGCGCUUGCGGUUCCGCGCAUAGCUUUUACCUCCUACCAAUCAGAGAAUAAGACAUCACGCCAGAGGCGCUCUAGAUUCCACUGGACUCGAGAAUACGAUGAGCUUGCCCGUGAUGCAUCUGCUAUAAUUCGUGCCCGAUGUCGCGGUGGGGUCAAGAUCGAUCUUUCAGCUUUCGACCAGGUAUUUCCUGCUGUGCCACGUAAUUCUGUCCGCCUCCGCCUCUCGCACCUCCGAGAGAAUACUGGUGAAGAAGUGUAUAUGAGGCGCCUCGAGGACCGAUGGCAUGAGCUUUGGGUUCAACAUAGGGGUACCGAGCACCUUCCCGACGAAGAUCCUCAAAGCCCAUCGAACUUUGACAUCGUAAAUCAUAUAGAGUUUCUUCGAAAGCAUGUUGAUAAGAACGCCUUGCAACAUACAACUCGGACGAAGCUACCAGCAUCAGUGGAUGACAUCAUACAUCGUUUCGAUGUGCUUUGCAACACAACUAUUUCUCCUGCUUGGGAAUUUGUGUGGCAAGCUACCGUCGAAGAAGGUCGAGAGAAACAGUUUCUCCGACAGUCUUUCACUCAUGGAGCAGACGAAGUUCCAUAUGUCACAAACAUAAGUGAUGAUGUAGUUCAAGUCGCGGAAGCUGCGCUAAAGCAUUACGACGCUGAUUUGGCAGCGGAAUUGCUCCACAGUGCAGGUGAUCAGUCUGUAUCCCUCGCAACCUCCAAUCUUUUGCGGCGCGGAGUCCUGUCAAGGGUGGUUCGUGAUCCCAAAAAGAUGAAGCCGGGACGUACAUUGAAAAUAUCAGACGUCAACCUAAACGCCAUCGGAGGCUUGAUUCAUGGAGACUUAUUCCAAGACGCUGUCGCUCUGGAUGAGGUAUUUGCAGAGCAAGUUGGCAUCCUGGAAUGGCCUUUGUUAGCUUCUGAUGGUGACACCGCAGCACUACUCCAGCUGGUGUCAGAGGAGCAGGGUCAAUUCAUCAUAGAUACGGCACAGUUGCGAAACGCUCGAACAAGGCUUGACUGGAACAGCAAAAAAAGCAGGUCCAUUGACGAUGAUAUCGAGACUAGCAUACAAGUCCGCUUAAAUGCAGUCGACAACGGAGACGAUAAUGAGGGCAAUGGAGGUGCGAUGUUUGCCUUCAUACGACAUGCAACAUAUUUUGAUCGAGCUAAUGCGUCAUCAGAAUCAGGUUCAUCAAAGUCGCACUACCUAGCUUUUGGUGCUGGUGAUGUGGUUAUGGACCUGUUACAACGAAUGUCCCAAACAUCCCCACCCCUCAUUUUGUGGGUUGGAUACUCUGCGCCAGUCAUCGUUUCCUGCCUUCAUGCUCGUUCUUGGACAGUGGAGAUCAUUAGGGAACCAAAAGCUCUUGCCUUACCUCGACGUUGGCUAGAUAUCCGUGGUGAAACAAUACAAGAGACCUGGGACGCUGCUUUACAUGCUGUGACCGAGCUGCGGUGGAGGCUUAGGGCAGUAUGUGACCGACAGGAACUCGUAGACAUCGUAUGCUUCUUGUACCGUGAAGAAGCUGUUUACGCACGAGUCAGUACAGAAUGCCCGACUGGCACUGCCUGGCCGGCAACAUUAGACGAUGGGGAGGAACAGCAGAAUAAGUAUUGGUAUCAAGUCUAAAUCCAAUCACGUUCAUCGGAUGCCGCAAUAACUAUAAUGCCACGCUCGUGUAAAGUGUUAUGACAUAUAGAUCAAAGACAUUCUACGAUGUUUUUUUGACUGCUCUCGUGAGGCCAUCCACGCACCUG
Molecule: messenger RNA, 5888 nt
Organism: Suillus subalutaceus
Lineage: Eukaryota; Fungi; Basidiomycota; Agaricomycetes; Boletales; Suillaceae
Exons: 31
Coding region: 292-5760 (1822 amino acids)
Biological process (GO): 5S class rRNA transcription by RNA polymerase III; transcription initiation at RNA polymerase III promoter
Cellular component (GO): transcription factor TFIIIC complex
Molecular function (GO): DNA binding
Source: RefSeq, a predicted model, not a curated record